This is a messenger RNA of Beta vulgaris subsp. vulgaris (sugar beet), 597 nucleotides long. RefSeq names its product NAC domain-containing protein 105. Gene Ontology annotation, molecular function: DNA binding. The record is from RefSeq and is a predicted model, not a curated record. Bases 1 to 597 code for a protein of 198 amino acids. Lineage: Eukaryota; Viridiplantae; Streptophyta; Magnoliopsida; Caryophyllales; Amaranthaceae. Gene Ontology annotation, biological process: regulation of DNA-templated transcription. The transcript has a single exon.
AUGACCACUCCUCGCAUUCCUAUCGGCUACAGAUUUCGACCAACAGUUCAAGAAACUCUUAUCAAAUAUCUUAAACCUAAAAUUUCUGGUAAAAUAUUACCUGAGGCGGAUAAUCCAAUACGCGAAGUGAAUAUCUAUAGUUGUCAUCCUUCUGAGCUCUUUAAAGAUUUGGAAGACAACGAUGAAGAUGAAAUCGAACGCUACUUUUAUACCACGUUAAAGAAAGUUAACGAGAGUGGAAGAAACUACAAUCGAAAGAUUAAUAAAGUUGGUAAAUGGGACGGGGAGUAUCCAAAGAAGAUCCUUGACGUUCAUGGCCAAGUUAUAGGCUUUGAUAAAUAUUUCAAAUAUGUACCAAUAGAAAUACAAGAGAUUGAUAAGACAAUGGAAUGGAAGAUGCAUGAGUACUCUAUUAAACCAGAACUUUUACCGCAAGGUAUUGCUGAAGAAAAGAAGAAUUUGGUAGUAUGUCGAAUGGUGAUGACAAUGAAGGAGAAUAACCAAGCCAAAAACAAGACUAGAGUGAUUCGUUUGAGCAAAGCACAGCCUCUUUCUUGUAGUAACGCCGUCCCGAAUAUGAUGAUGAUAGUUACGUGA